AUGAGUGAACCCGACCCCGUCACCCCCGACUCGGAUGGUCUCGCUAUUCUUUCGUCUCAAGUCACCGUCCCAUCCACGGAAGUUCCUCCUUCACCCAUCGACCCCAACGCGUCGUUCAAGACGGAGGUCAAUGAUGACAGACUAAGCUGUGCUACUGUCGUUCCCUCUUCACUCACACCGCCACCUUCUUCACAAGUGCCGACCCAUGUCAGGAAUGGUGCCUUGCCCACCGGCUUCGUCGACUCUCAGCGCUCUACCCUCUUCUCGCCUCCCGACACCGCUCUCAGCACCGCUCCAGCCAAUGCUCGACUGGGAUGGGGCGUCGCUGCCGGCUACGUGCCUCCCUCCCCUCCACAGGUCCUCGAAGCUACUGCCGACGAACUCCGCGCUAUGGUGCAGGCGUGCGUCGGCGAACACGCCAAGUUGAAAAUGGAGGCUGCCCAUCACAAGCUACAGUACAAUCUCCUGAGCCUCCAAGCGAACGAAGAUGCAAAGCGAGCCGAGGUCGAGCAUGAGAUGACGCGUCGUGAAGUCGAGGCACUGCAAAAUACCGAAUGCUCCCGACAGGCUCGCCGCGAGCUGAGCGCUGCCAUCCAUACCGCCCAACUCGAAUGCCUCCAGAUGAAGAAAUUAUAUGAGCAGGCAGUGCAAGAAAAUCGCGGUUUGAAACAACGCCUCAAGAGCGCCAAGAUGCUUCUGGUCGAAAAAGAGGACCACGUCUGCAAUCUACGGGAGAAGCUCGACAUGGCGCUGACGCGGAUACACGAGAACCGCGAACAUUUCCAGAUGCUCCGUAGCCCCGGCGGCCUCUUCCAUCACGCCCUGACGCCCAAGCAACAGACCGUUUCGACGCCCCAACAGCCCGCCCGGGGUAAUCGGCGCCAGACCCCUCGCGGGAGCCACCGAAACGCCCGCGUCGACGCCGGACACGGCCAGGAACGCAUGGUCGCGUUGCUCCAAGCUAUCAACCAGGACAACCACAGCGCGCCCUCGACCCCGGUCACGGCCAGCCGGCCUCCUCCGCCUCGAAACAUCUCCAGGCACACUCGCAAUGCACAGUCGUUGUCCUCUCUGCCCAUGACACCGGACUCAAAGCCGCGAGGAAGUCACUCCGUGCUGCUCCCGUCCGUCGACCUCGUUCCCCAGACCGAACCCCCUCGCCGUCGAGCCGGCGAUGAUUUCAUCCCAGAGAGCCCAAGGUUCCGACGUCGCAAGAGCCGAGAAAGCACCACCUCCGCCACCGAGGAUAACGAAGACCUAGCACGCCGAGCCCUCGAGUCUGUUGUUGGGGGGUCUGCAGUCUUGUCUCGGGGAGGACCGCACGGCUCGCGCGGGCCACGCCGCCCGCUCCCCAACAACGACAAAGACGGGGAGGACGAUGAUGUGACGAUGAGUCAGGCGAGUCAGGCGGCGUCGGAGAUGCUGCGACGCGAUCCGCGGCAGAGCUUCGAGGUGGCCAGCUCGGCCGGAUCCCCGGACGCGACGCCGGCGCCGGUCGAAAAGAGUGCCAGGCUGCAGGCCAGGCUUCUCUCGGGCCACUCGAAGAGCGGAGCGGAGAAACGCAAGUUCAGCGGCGGCCUCCCGCCACCCGAGGAGCUACGGCCGGACCAGGCCAGUCCAACGAAAAGGAUCCGAGUGGGCGGCGACCAACUAGAGGAGCGUCGUCGCCUCGGUCUCGGCAUUCAGUAG
Molecule: messenger RNA, 1689 nt
Organism: Sodiomyces alkalinus F11
Lineage: Eukaryota; Fungi; Ascomycota; Sordariomycetes; Glomerellales; Plectosphaerellaceae
Exons: 1
Coding region: 1-1689 (562 amino acids)
Source: RefSeq, a predicted model, not a curated record